Molecule: messenger RNA, 1911 nt
Organism: Erythranthe guttata (spotted monkey flower)
Lineage: Eukaryota; Viridiplantae; Streptophyta; Magnoliopsida; Lamiales; Phrymaceae
Source: RefSeq, a predicted model, not a curated record
AGAGAGAAGACGAGAGAGAGAGAGAGAUGGCAUGAAGAACUCUGUAUCGGAGCAGAGUUUCUACAUAGACAGUGAGGAAGAAGAAGAUGAAGAGAAGGUGCUAUACGACAAAGUCGAAGAUAACGAAGCUGCUAACAAUUCCGAUUCUUCGAAUUAUUCGAGCGAUAACGAAAACGAGAUCCGUCAACAAAGCAAGCCCAAUUCUCUUAACCCCUCUUGGCCUCAGAGUUACAGGCAAUCGAUUGAUCUGUACAGUAGUGUACCAUCACCAAGCCUUAAUUUUCUCGGGACACCUACGUUAACACGAUUUAGCAGCUCGUUUCUAUCGUCGACUCUUACAAGGAGACACACACCCGAGAUAUUGCCUUCUUUAAGCAAGCCUCUUAUUACACCUGUCGAUGAAGAGAAGCCUAAAGAAAGACGGAGUUCGUCACAUUCUCUUUUGCCACCUAUACCCUCGAGGAAGUCUAGUUUGAAGAAAAUAAUACCCGAUGGUAAAUCUUCGGUUUCUCACGAACUUCCGCUUUCUCGGCAGAGCUCGUACGGUCAAGCGGUGCUAAAUGGAAUGAACGUACUAUGCGGGGUCGGAAUUCUUUCAACUCCAUACGCUGUAAAAGAAGGAGGAUGGAUCGGUCUUUCUAUACUAUUUAUAUACGCAAUACUUUCUUACUACACCGGAAUUCUCUUACGGCACUGCCUCGACAGUCAACCUGGCCUCGAAACCUACCCCGAUAUCGGACAAGCUGCGUUCGGUACCGUAGGUCGUAUUGCCAUAUCCAUAAUUUUAUACGUGGAGCUAUACGCUUGUUGUGUUGAGUAUAUUAUUUUGGAGAGCGAUAACUUGUCGUCUUUAUUCCCGAACGCGCAUUUAAAUAUCGGAUCGUUCGAAUUGAACUCUCACCAUCUUUUUGCCGUGAUGACUGCGCUAGCUGUUCUUCCGACUGUUUGGCUACGCGAUUUGAGUAUUCUUAGCUACAUUUCUGCUGGAGGAGUUAUCGCGUCGAUAUUAGUGGUCGGUUGUUUGUUUUGGGUUGGAUUAGUCGAUCAAGCUGGUUUCGAGCCUCAAAAAACGACGACGCUAAAUCUUUCGACUCUUCCAGUUGCUAUCGGUUUAUACGGUUAUUGCUAUUCGGGACAUGCCGUUUUCCCUAAUAUUUAUACGUCGAUGGCUAAACCUUCUCAAUACCCUUCGGUACUUUUAUUGAGCUUCGGAAUCUGCACUGUGAUGUAUGCUGCAGUUGCCGUUCUGGGAUACACUAUGUUCGGCGAGUCGACUCAAUCGCAGUUCACUCUCAACAUGCCGCAAGACUUAAUUGCAUCUAAAAUUGCCGUUUGGACUACAGUGGUCAAUCCAUUUACCAAGUAUGCAUUAACGAUGUCUCCCGUGGCAAUGAGUCUCGAAGAAUUGAUACCGUCUAGCCACGUUAAAUCACAUGUCUACUCGAUCCUCAUAAGGACGGCUUUGGUCAUUUCUACUUUGCUCGUCGCUCUUAGCAUUCCCUUCUUCGGUCUUGUGAUGGCAUUGAUUGGUUCUUUACUCACAAUGCUUGUUACCUUGAUUCUUCCAUGCGCGUGCUACAUGAGCAUCGUAAAGAGAAAAAUAAGCUUAUUUCAGGGGUCGAUGUGUGUAUUGGUGAUUGGAGUCGGAUUAGUUUCUGCGAUAUUCGGAAGCUAUUCGGCGCUCUCCCAGAUUAUCCAGAAUUUGAUCUGAUAUUUUUUUGGCAUUGUGUUUCAUAUAAUUUGUGUGCAAUCUUUGCAUUUAAGUGAGGUGAAAACAGUUGUGUUUUGCAAAUUGUUGUUAUGUUAUAUUAUAUUAUAAAUAGUUUCUCUGAAAAUCGAAUGGAUUAGACCGGAAUCGCUAUUUCAGGAAAUUUCGAAAUUUUCAAAAGUAAAAAAAGAUUAUUAUUCUUA